Ornithorhynchus anatinus (platypus) is the source of this 2952-nucleotide messenger RNA. RefSeq names its product IQ motif containing B1 (gene IQCB1). The transcript has 14 exons. The record is from RefSeq and is a predicted model, not a curated record. Gene Ontology annotation, biological process: cilium assembly. Gene Ontology annotation, molecular function: calmodulin binding. Lineage: Eukaryota; Metazoa; Chordata; Mammalia; Monotremata; Ornithorhynchidae. The coding region runs from base 222 to 2024 and encodes 600 amino acids. Gene Ontology annotation, cellular component: cilium.
CUGGGCGCAUGCGCACUGGCUUCCCGCCGCCGCCUCCAUUGGCUCCCCAUCGGCCGAGGACCAGCCCGGGACACGGCAGGGACACGGCAGGGUUUCCAAGCUUGGCUCCACGAGCGCCGCUGCCGUCCUCUGCCAGCCACCACCGGACUGAGAGUUUCAGGCCUGAAGCCUAACUCCCGGCACCGUUGCCGCCGUCGCCUCGUCCGGUCGCAGCAGACCGGAUGGAGCCACGGAGCCUGGACCCGAGGGUGCGGCGUCUGGCGGCCGAAGUCGCCGAGAGCCCGGAGCAGGACGUCCCGACAGCGCUGUUGAAGUUGGAAGCGAUCCUGCAGGACGCCCCAUCGGGAAGUGGCCAGCUGCAGGCCCUCCAGCGGGACGCCCGUGACUACGAUCUCAUCGCGUUCUGCAUUCUGGUCCUGCGGCGGGACUAUUCGGGCACCCCCGGCGGCUGGACCACGCCCGCGCGCCUCGCCCGCAUCGUGAGUCACUGCUGUGUGGGGCUGGAGCCAGAAGAAAGUGCGGAGGAAUUUUACCAUAAAUCCCUUCCCUCGGCCGUAGACAACUGCCUGCUUUUGGGGAGACGCCUUCAGGAGCGCUAUAUCCGGGCCAUUAAGGAGGAAGAGAGAGCUGAAUUUCUGCGCUGUUUCCUGACUGUGAUGGACUCCCUCUGCUGCCUUCUGGGAGGGCACCGGAAACUCAGCAAGUUUGUUCUGCGGAAUGACCAUUUCCUCCAGCUGCUGCUGACUGAUGAUGUGGAGACAGGAGUGGCCGUGGUGACCAUGUUGCAGAGUGUCCUCCAAGCCAACAGGGAGGAGCCCCUCGGAACCGAAGAGGAAAUCCUUGACCCAAUCUUGGACGAGCUGGUCUUCAAGCUCUCAUCAUCCACCCACCCGGCGGUGGGCCGCGUCUGCACGCAAGCGCUCCUGUCUGUGGCAGAGUCUCAGGCCGCAGGUGGGCCUUCGCUGGCUGCCCGCUACAAAGGACUGCACAGCGUGCUGAGGGAGCAGUGGACCGGAAGAGGGUUUGGCCCAGAACUUAGCCGCCUCUUGGAGGUGCUGGCCCGCUUCCCAGACUGCCUGGCAACAGAUACACAGAAACGACAGCAUGCGGCAUGUACCAUCCAGGCUGCCUGGCGGGGCUUCCGGACACGCCAGAGGCUGAGCAAACUUCCCCGGGCGGUGAUGGCGCUGCAGCGAAGCUUCAGAGCGAAGCGGGCGCAGGAGCGGAGGUGCCGGAGCCUCUGCAGGGAAGGAGUGGCCCUCAGGGCACAGCUGCAGCUGCAGAGGCAGCGAGCCCGAAGACGGUUCCUGGAGCGUCAGCUCAUCUUACUGGAGGCCAUCCCCCCAGGUCAGGUGGGGAAGCAUCAGCAGGAAAUGGAGGAGCGAUGCGCCCUGACCAUCCAGAGGCACUGGCGGGGCCACCGAGCCAGGAGGGACUUCCACCGCCACAAGCAGAGUCUCCGGGAGCACAAGGCCGCCGUCACCCUCCAGAGGACCGUGCUUCGGUUUUUGGCCCGGCGGCGGCGGGAGAGGAUGGAAUUGGCUGGUUGGCAGAACUGGGGGUGGGGGCCCUGGCUCUCGGACUCACGCAGGCAGCAGCUGAAGCAGCAGGUGGAGGAGCACCUCAAUCUGCACCCGGCUCGGUCCAGGACCGACGCGGCCAGCCGCGAGCUUCACAUCCAGGCCCAGGAGAGGCUGGGCCAUCACUUGGUGACCCGCGGCCUGAGCCGCCGGGCGGAGCGGCGCAGAGAAGCCUGGAUGGCUCAGAUCAGCACUGAUAUUGACCAGCUGAUGGGUGCUCCGGGGCUCCAGGAGGCCACGGGAGUCGCCUCGCAGGCCUUCGUGAGCCGGUCCCGGCCAGUGGCCACCCAAGCCCGGCGGGCCCACCUGUCCGCCCUGCGCCGCUCCCGCCGGCCGUGGUGGGCGGACUUCGGGGAGGAGCCCCAGGAGGGGCUGGGGGCCCUGGAAUCGGCAGCGGUGACGGGAUUGGACGCCCUCUUUGUGGCCGGCACCAAGUCUCCUUAGCAGUGGGGACAGCAGGGGGAUCGGAAGUCCGUCCCUCCCUCUCAGCCUCCUCUGUGGGCUCCUGCGCCCUCGGCCCGCCCACCCUCCCACACCAAUCGCUGCGCCCCAUUCGGGACCGGGCCUGAGCUUCUCGCCACAACCGGCCCAAGUCUCGGGGCUACUAGGGGACAGCAGCGAAGGGGAUGUCCCUCGUGGCUGGGAAUUCUGGGGAUGGGUCUUUGGGAAGAAUCGAUGUGGGACGUCUCAGCCCGCCACAUGUGGGCCCAGCUGCUGGGGGACUCAACUGAACUGCAGGGACCGGCUGCCAGGCGGCCACGGUCUCCGACCCUGCACCCGCAACGCCCACGGUGCCCACCGCUCUGGCAGGGCCCCAUGUCCGCAGUACCCACGGUCCCGGCAGGGCCCCGUGCCCUCAGCGCCCACUGCCCAGCAGGUAUCCACACCCCCAGCGCCCACCAUCCCGGCAAGUCCCCACGCAGCCCGGCCGUCUUCUUCGGGUGAGCCUCGGGGCUGCCGGCAGCCCAUCUCUGCUCCUGUGCCCUGGCAGAAACACCCUGGUCCAGCCCCCUCUCCUUGGGCCAGUGCCUUGGGGCUUUGCCGGCCAGGGCCGAUGGGCUGUGACCAGCAGAGUCUGGCGGGGCCGGUGCAGACCCGGGGAAGGUACCCUCCCCUCGCCCCCCAACCUCUCCCUGCACUUCAAGAGGCCAGUGCAGUAACAAAGCCAAGUCUGGACCCACUGCCAGGAUCUAGUGCUAAGACCCAAUGCCAGCACCAAGUGCCUGGGCCAGCUCGGGUGUCACCCGGACGGAGAGGAAGGGAUGGAUCUGGGGAAUGUUGUGGAGGGACAACUGGAGGGAUUUGGCGACAGACUGAAUAUAGGGGUUGAAUGAGGGAAGGAUGCAAGGGUAAUGCCAAGGUUGUGGGCUUA